Molecule: messenger RNA, 1381 nt
Organism: Colletotrichum destructivum
Lineage: Eukaryota; Fungi; Ascomycota; Sordariomycetes; Glomerellales; Glomerellaceae
Product: Putative S-adenosyl-L-methionine-dependent methyltransferase superfamily
Exons: 9
Coding region: 85-1191 (368 amino acids)
Source: RefSeq, a predicted model, not a curated record
GUAACAAGUAGGAUAAAAGCUGGUGCGUGCCAGCGAAGAUGGUCUCGCAAAUUCUCCAUCCGUUGCACCAUCACAGCCUUCAUCAUGUCCGCGGCAAACAAUACCGCGAAUGCUCCACCGGCGGUUUCGCCGACUGAACCUGGAACCAAUCCCCCUAGUAUCCCCAAUGGUGACGGCGACAUUCUUGUUGCAGAUGAUUUCACCGACGACGACAACGCUUCUUCCAAUGGCACAAGUCUCGCUUCUUCAAGCACGAGUGUCACCAGCUCGGUUCUUAGCUACCGGCUGGAAAACGGACGGACAUACCAUAAGUACAAAGAUGGCAAAUACUAUAUUCCCAACGACGAAAAAGAAAACGACAGACUCGACCUGCAGCACAACAUGGUCAUUCGGACGUUUGGCGACCGACUGGGAACCGCCCCGCCUAACGACGUUGGUGUCAAAGUCGGGCGCGUUCUUGAUCUCGGCACCGGCACCGGCAUUUGGGCGAUUGACUUUGGCGACGAUCACCCCGAAGCCGAUGUCACCGGAGUAGACUUGUCCGCCUCUCAACCGGAAUUUGUGCCCCCGAACGUUCGAUUCGAAAUCGACGACGUCGAAGAGCCCUGGACGUACUCUCGUCCCUUCGACUACAUCCACAGUCGCGGUAUGACUUCAAGCAUUGGUGACUGGGAUGCCUAUCUCAAACAGGCCUAUGACAAUCUCAGUCCUGAUGGUUACCUCGAGCUUAACGAGAUGGACAUCAAGCCUCUCUGCGACGACGGCACGCUAAAACAGGAUUCUGCGCUUGUGAAGAGCAUCAACAUGUUGGAAGAGGCGGCAACCAUCUUCGGUCGCCCAUUUGUGGAUAUCCGAAGCCUGAAGGACAAAAUGACCGAGAUCGGCUUCGAAGACGUCCACAUCCAACGCUUCAGGUGGCCUACAAACGGAUGGCCAAAAGAUCGAAAUUAUAGGGAGAUCGGUCUGUGGAAUUACGAGAACUUCGCCAUGAACUGGGAAUCGUUCACGAUGGCACCACUGACUAGGGCUCUCGGCUGGACUAAGGAAGAGGUGCUUCUCCACGUCAUGGAAGUCCGCAGGGACCUAGCCAACCGAAACAUACAUGCUUACUUCUCGCUUUACUCUAUUUGGGGAAGGAAGCCCAAGGAAGCCCCCGACGCAGCGGAUGCCACUGAGACAUCGGCAGCUUGAGGCGUGGAGAUAGCCAAAGAUUAGCCUGGCUUAUGUUUAGUCGGGAUCAAGACUGAGAGAACACGGAGAACACAGGUCAUAGAGAACAUACGACGGGGAAGGCCGUUUGAAUUUUAUUUACUUUACCCUCACAAAAGUACAUAACCCGUACAUUGCGAAACAUGAGCACAUGCAAUUGACAUCAACAUGG